GGGCGGAGUCCUGCGCUGACGCGCUGGUUGUCAUAGAAACAGGACGGCAUCAGCUGGAGAAAAGCAGAGACCCCGGAACCGGCCCAUGUCACCCCGGGGAUCGGGUGGUGGUGGAUACCAGAUUCAGCCUGUCGGGGCACUCCUCCUGGCACCACGCCCAGCUGUAACAGGCCAGUGUGUGGGGGCACCUCACCUGGCACCAUAUCCGACUGUGACCUGCCUGGCACCACACAAACCACUGACAGGCCUCUGAUAGUCCUGCUGAGUCUGCAGGAUGUUGCCGGGCUCUAUCCAGAUGUCGGGGGAGACCCUGUCUGGGGCGGAGGUGAAGGGGGUAUGUGAGGGGCUGACAGAGGGCUCAGUACGGCUUCUCUCCCUACGUGGGUGCCUCCUCUCAGACAGGGACUUUGCCCGGCUGUGUCAGGGGGUGGCUCAGUCUCCCUCCUUGGUUCAGUUGAACCUUAACUUGGGUGUGGUGUCCAGUGCCUCCCGCGUCCAGCAGCUGGCACAGUCCCUGCAAAAGAACCGCUCGCUGCAGUCCCUCUUCCUACAUGGGAACCCACUGACAGACACGGGACUCGCCCUUCUGAACCCGGCACUGACGGGACACCCUUCCCUGGUCUCCCUAGACCUCGGGGACUGUCUGCUUGGCGAUGAGGGCAUCGGUCUGAUCUGUAGCCUCCUCCCCCCUGAUGGAGCCAAACCAGGACUUCGUGAACUGACCCUCUCCGCUAAUCCAGCCAUCACCUGCACUGGAUGGGCCCGUCUGGCGGUUGCUGUGGCUCACAGUUCUCAAGUGAGAACCCUGAACCUGGACUACAACCCACUGGGUGACCACAUCGCCUCUAUGCUGGCUGUGUGUGUGGCCUCCAGCCGGACUCUGGAAAUUCUGGAUUUGGAAGGCACGGGCCUCAGCAAUUUGUCUGCACAGAUCCUGCUGGACAUGAUCCAGAACUAUCCGACACCACUGAGGACUCUGGUCCUGUCUGAGAACAACAUCAGCGUGGAGCUGCAGCAGCAGAUCGCUGACCUUCUCUCCGAAGGGGACGACGAGGAUGAGAGUGAUGGUCCCGGGCAGGAGCCCCCUAUCAGGGAGAAGGGGCUGAAGAGCAAUCUAGGUCCCGGACAGCACAGAGUCCUCCUAACCUCUGGUCUGGGGGACAGCCUCCUCGCUGAGACAGAGAUGUGAGCACACUGACACGACAUGGCACUUAUUCAGGAUAACCCGAAUCCUGGCAUCCUGAACGGCUGCACAUCUGAGGACACGGCUAUCCUCUUCACAUAUUGCACAGAUCAGGAGAACACAGGAAGAUUUUAUUUAUUGAUGGUGUGUGUGUGUCCUGGGAAAGUGGUUCCUGGGAAAAUGACAGGGUUCAGAUAUAAAUGAUAUAUAAAUACAGAAUAUAUACAUAUGAAUCUGCACAGGGGAACAAACCCGGCACUUUAUCACUGGCACAAACUGCUGAUCUCAACCACUCGGGGGGGCAGCUAUGCCUGAGUCUGGGAAGGGAGGGGGAGUGGUGGGCACUGCAUGGGGCGGAGCUCGUCCACUGUUCAAGCACAAGCAGCUCAAUAAAGUUUGUUGUGAAGAAGUAA
Rana temporaria (common frog) is the source of this 1596-nucleotide messenger RNA. RefSeq names its product leucine rich repeat containing 73 (gene LRRC73). The record is from RefSeq and is a predicted model, not a curated record. Bases 275 to 1189 code for a protein of 304 amino acids. NCBI's taxonomy places the organism in Eukaryota, Metazoa, Chordata, Amphibia, Anura, Ranidae. The transcript has 7 exons. Gene Ontology annotation, molecular function: protein binding.